AUGUGUGUAAAUAAUAAGUGCCGUGCUAAAUGUUACACCAAUGAAAGUGAAAAAUUAGUUGAAAAUAAAAAUACGUGUUUUGUACAUACCCAUGAGGAAGAAACUACUUUAAAUCGGCAAAAAAUAAAUAAUUCUUGUAAAAGAAAAGCAGUAGACAGCGUUGUUGAAAAACCUUCAAAAAUUAUCAGACGAGAACUUACACAACAUGAAAAUGAAGGUAAUUUGUUAAUGUCUGAUAUUAAACUUAUUUCCAGAAAUGUACAAAAUGCUAGAGCCAGUUGUUAUCCUAAAAUACCAAAGUCAAAAAAAGAAGUUCAUAAUACUUUGAGUUCAAUUAAUGUAGAAACAAAUAGAGGUGAAGAUUUUAUUUUUGAUAAUGACAGUUUAAAUGAGAUAAUAAUAUUUUCAUGUGAUACUAAUAUUGAAUUUUUGAAAAAACUGGAAAUAGUUUACAUGGAUGGCACUUUUAAUUAUUGUGAUAAACAUUUUACUCAACUAUAUACAGUUCAUGGUUUAAAAAAUAGUAUUUAUAUUCCAUUAAUGUUUUGCUUUUUACCGGAUAAAACAUUGAAAACAUAUAUUGAAUUAUUAAAAAAAAUGAAUGCAGUUGGAAUAAACCCAAAUAAAUUUGUCUUAGACUUUGAGAUAUCAAUGCACCAAGCAAUAAAUAUUAUAUUUCCUACAGCACAAAUAUGGGGAUGCUGUUUCCAUUUGUGCCAAGCUUGGAACCGGACAAUUCAAAGCUUAGGGUUUGCACAAGACUUUAAUUUUGCAAAUGAUGAAUUAGGAAAGUGGCUGGUACAUUUAUUUGGUUUACCAUUUCUUAAUCCAAUAGAAGUUGGAGAUUGUUUUGUAGAUAGUUUCAUGGCUGAAAAACCAGAAAAUAAUAAAAUAAAUGAAUUUUGCGAUUAUUUAGUAACUCAUUACAUCGAAGAUACCAGUACGUUCCCCCCUAGUAUUUGGGCUAGUGCUAGUUUUGAUACAAGCCUUACUACAAACGCUUGCGAAAGUUUCCAUUCUGAAUUCAAUUCAAAUUUUUAUCAUCAUCAUCCUAAUAUAUUCAAAAUAAUAGAAGUUUUAAAAAUGUUUCAAACAAAUACAUAUAUAAAGAUAAGAACAUCUGAAUUAAAUAGACCUCAAAAAAAAAGUAAAAAAACAGAAGAAAAACAAAACUAUAUAAAUAAUAAAAUUUCAGAUUAUAACUUACAAAAAAUUACACAGUAUGACUAUGUGAAGUGUUUGAGCUAUCGCAAUAAACCUAAUAAAAUUUGA
Macrosiphum euphorbiae (potato aphid) is the source of this 1272-nucleotide messenger RNA. NCBI's taxonomy places the organism in Eukaryota, Metazoa, Arthropoda, Insecta, Hemiptera, Aphididae. The record is from the annotation of a GenBank genome assembly.